Messenger RNA from Penicillium crustosum, 977 nucleotides. Its product is annotated as THUMP domain-containing protein. Gene Ontology annotation, biological process: tRNA modification. Gene Ontology annotation, molecular function: RNA binding. Bases 159 to 977 code for a protein of 272 amino acids. The record is from RefSeq and is a predicted model, not a curated record. NCBI's taxonomy places the organism in Eukaryota, Fungi, Ascomycota, Eurotiomycetes, Eurotiales, Aspergillaceae. The transcript is spliced from 6 exons.
CGCAUAUAAAAUAUAGAAAACAUAGUACGAUGUAAUAAGCAUCUGUUGUUGAAAGCCGGCUAAACCCAAUCACAGCCAUCUCCCGGCCGAUCACACAAAACUCCCACCCCCACCACCUCAGACCACCAUCCUGGCAUAUCAAAGCUUGGUUUGUCCAAAUGGGGAAAAGAGCUAUGCCCGACAAAUCAAAUCGCGCUUCAAAGAAGAAAAGGGGUGGUGGUGGAAAAUAUGGGCCGCAGAAAAGUCGUGUCCCUAUUGAAUCUGGCGAUGUGGGUGUCUUCUUGACAUGCGAUAUGGGCAGAGAAGGGAAAUGUCUAUCUGAGGCAGUGGAUAUUUUUUCUCAGGCCAUUGAGGGCACUGAAAAUCAAGAGGAAGAGGAGCAAGAUACCGACGAUGAAGAUAUCGAGGCCCAGAUCCGAAGGGAACUGGAGGGCCUACAGCCCAACAAAGAUAAACGUCGUCAAUUCGAGCCCAUGCAAAUGGAAAUGCCGUGUGUGACAUUUAUGCGUCUUGAUCCCUCCAUAGACCCGGUGAAGCUUGUACACCGUCUGUGUAUCGAGGCACAUGCCCACCCGGAGACUAAGAAGAGCCGGUGGAUUAAGCGCAUGCAUCCAGUCACGUCAAUGCGGAAGACUUUGAGUGUGGACCUAGCGGCUUUUGCGAAAGAGAUUCUCAAGCCUCAUUUCCAUUCGGGAGGGCCGCCGAAGACGUACGCCAUUCGGCCUACUGUGCGAGGCAAUUCGAAGCUCAAACGUGACAUUAUUAUCAAGACUGUUGCUGAUGCUGUCGGACCUGAGCAUCCAGUGAAUUUGACGAACUAUGAUUUAAUGAUCCUCGUCGAUGUUGCCCAAAAUGUGGUUGGAAUGAGUGUAGUUGGAGGCGAUUACGAUAAGCUGAAGCGGUUCAACUUGGCCGAAAUCUACGAUCCUUCGCCAAAAGAAGAGUCAGCAGCCACAGCCACUGAAACUAAGGCUUAG